AUGUCGGAUAUCGUUCCUCACAUCUUUGGUGUUUCCGAUGCGGAUUUCUUCCAGUUGUACCAGUUACAUUUGGCUAGUACCUUAUGGCUGCCCGAAGUAUGGGCCGACGGCAGCAUUUUUCGUCAGCUGGCCGAAGAACUACCGUUGGAUGCAUUGCCCCCUGCCACCCCAGUCCAAGAUGAUACUAUGUCGACUGAAGAUAUCACGCCCUCAGACGAUGCCACGGCCGCAGUCGAAGAUGCAACUGCUACACCCGCCACGCCCACGAGCAAUAACGAUUACGGCCCUUCUUACAUUUUCAACGAAUAUGGAUAUCGAAUUGAUCACGGUUUCGCUUCCAACACAAUGUUGGCCUAUGCCGAACCUCAGACUGGCCUAAAACUACUCAAGGACCACGAUUGUGUUUCAACAGGAACCAAGCUCUUUGUUCUAGUCGACGUGCGAGCCAAGAACAAGUGGAGAUACACAUGGGCUGUCACGUUCUCCGCCCAGAACCCGUUCAAUGCACUCAACCGUGAGGGAGUCUUUCAAUCCAGCGCCGGCCAGCGCACCGAAGCAUGCGUGCAUGCGUUUUGUGAAGCGAUCAACUCAAUCAUCGACUUUGUCAACAUGGACCACAAUGCGAAGCCACGUAUCUCGAAUUUUUACGUGCGCGUCCCUCAGUCUUAUGGAUCCACGCAUGCACUCAACAAGUCUUUUCGCGAGGUGGAGCAAGGGAUAAUUUUAGGAGAGGAUGCGCCAGAAUGGCGCAAAAAGACGUAUGGUGCACUUGCGAAGACCUUAGUUCGGAUGCGAAAGCUAAGGGCUCAAGGGUUUAAUGUUAUGUUGUGGCAGAGGAGGUAG
Fusarium oxysporum Fo47 is the source of this 843-nucleotide messenger RNA. RefSeq lists its product as uncharacterized. Bases 1 to 843 code for a protein of 280 amino acids. The transcript has a single exon. The record is from RefSeq and is a predicted model, not a curated record. NCBI's taxonomy places the organism in Eukaryota, Fungi, Ascomycota, Sordariomycetes, Hypocreales, Nectriaceae.